AUGCCGGUCAAAUCCCGCUUCACACGGUUGGAUGCAUUUGCCAAAACCGUGGAAGAUGCGCGAAUCCGGACAAGGUCAGGAGGCGUCGUCACCAUCGUCUCAUUGAUCGUGGUCAUUCUUUUAGUAUGGGGAGAAUGGAGGGAUUACAGAAGGGUUGUAGUGCUUCCAGAGCUGAUUGUAGACAAGGGGAGAGGGGAACGGAUGGAAAUUCACCUCAACAUAACCUUUCCUCAUCUACCUUGUCAGCUUCUUACACUCGAUGUUAUGGAUGUCUCCGGCGAGCAACAAAGCGGCGUCAUUCACGGAGUCAACAAGGUCCGUCUGAGCGCCGCGUCCGAAGGUGGCCAUGCACUUGAUGUGGAGACAGUAGACCUCGACAAAAAAGACCAAGCUCCAUUGCACCUGGAUCCAGGAUACUGCGGCUCCUGCUAUGACGGCAUCCCUCCGCCAAAUGCAAAGAAGCCUGGAUGCUGCAACACCUGCGACGAGGUGCGAGAAGCUUACGCCUUGCGCAACUGGGCUUUUGGGAGAGGAGAAGGUGUCGAACAGUGCGAACAGGAGGGCUACGGCUCGAAGAUCGACUCCCAGAGGAACGAAGGCUGUCGGCUCGAGGGCAUCCUUCGGGUCAACAAGGUCGUCGGGAAUUUCCACGUCGCCCCCGGCCGCAGCUUCACAAACGGCUACAUGCACGCCCAUGAUCUAAAAACCUACUACGAGACCCCCGUGAAGCACACGAUGUCCCACAUCAUCCACCAGCUUCGCUUCGGUCCGCAGCUCCCCGACGAGCUGUCUCAGAAGUGGAAAUGGACCGACCACCACCACACCAAUCCGCUAGACUCCACCUCUCAAACCACCGAAGAUCCGAAAUUCAACUUCAUGUAUUUUGUUAAGGUGGUCUCGACGUCCUACCUCCCUCUGGGCUGGGACGCUUCUCUCUCCUCCGAGGUGCAUUCGCGCCUCUCGUCCGACGCCCCGCUCGGCAAGCAAGGCAUCCAGCUCGGGCAAUACGGCAGUAUCGAAACGCACCAGUACUCCGUGACCUCCCAUAAGCGCUCGAUAGAAGGUGGAGACGACUCCGCAGAAGGCCACAAGGAGCGCGUGCACACGGCAGGAGGGAUUCCCGGCGUGUUUUUCAACUACGACAUCUCCCCCAUGAAGGUCAUCAACCGUGAGGCGAGAACGAAGAGCCUUUCUGGAUUUCUAACGGGCGUGUGUGCAGUUAUUGGCGGCACCUUGACGGUUGCCGCUGCUGUUGAUAGAGCUCUAUACGAGGGAUCGGUGCGGGUGAAGAAGUUGCAUAAGAGCUGA
Messenger RNA from Coccidioides posadasii C735 delta SOWgp, 1308 nucleotides. RefSeq lists its product as uncharacterized. Lineage: Eukaryota; Fungi; Ascomycota; Eurotiomycetes; Onygenales; Onygenaceae. Gene Ontology annotation, cellular component: Golgi membrane; endoplasmic reticulum; COPII-coated ER to Golgi transport vesicle. Gene Ontology annotation, biological process: retrograde vesicle-mediated transport, Golgi to endoplasmic reticulum; endoplasmic reticulum to Golgi vesicle-mediated transport. The record is from RefSeq and is a predicted model, not a curated record.